Molecule: messenger RNA, 507 nt
Organism: Clavispora lusitaniae ATCC 42720
Lineage: Eukaryota; Fungi; Ascomycota; Pichiomycetes; Serinales; Metschnikowiaceae
Product: NAD(P)-dependent alcohol dehydrogenase
Biological process (GO): alcohol metabolic process
Molecular function (GO): alcohol dehydrogenase (NADP+) activity; zinc ion binding
Source: RefSeq, a predicted model, not a curated record
AUGACCAUUCUUUUCGCCAAAGCCCUUGGUGCAGAAGUCACUGCCAUCUCCAGAACGGACUCAAAGAAGGAAUUGGCCAAAAAACUUGGUGCAGACCACUUUGCUGCUACUGCCGAUGAGGAUUUUAUCGAAAAGUACGCCGACACGUUGGAUCUAAUUGUGAAUACAGGAAGUUCUUUCUCUGGAUCUUCCAUGGACAAGCUUUUGUCGAUGCUUGCUCCGAGGGGCAAGUUUGUCUUUAUCACUGCUCCUCCUUCGAACGAAAAUCUCGAAUUAUCGCCUGUGAAGUUGCUUGCCAAUAAUUCAUCCGUACAAGGAUCUGCAAUUGGGUCGCCGGACGAAAUCCAGUACAUGCUUAACUUUGCUGCCGAGCACAAGAUUGAGCCUUGGGUGGAGACCAUUGAUAUCUCGGAGGAGAACCUCGGAAAGGCCUGGAAGAGAGCGGAGGAAGGCGAUGUGAAGUUUAGAUUCACCAUGGUUGGGUACGAUAAGUUUUUCAAGAACUAG